UAGAAGAAACGUAUUCAGUUACAGCCAAGUGAGAGGUGGCCGAUCCAAUUUUAAUGGAUCCAUUAUGUAACUUCUCAACUCCGGGAGGGAUACAGAGGGAAAGCAAAAGAGAUCAAAAAAAUAAAAUGGCCGGGAUUUUUCAGCGGGAUUUUUCCAACUACUGUAAAUCCUAUAAAUGGAGCCGUAUUAUCAUCCAAAUUUGUUCGCCAAAUUCUAUAUAAAACCGAAAGUAUCGCGUCAUAGAUUUCAUAGAUUUUUCAUUAAUUCUAUUGAUUUUUAUUCAAAACCCUAACUUUUUUUUCUUCCUUCAGCUUUUGGUUUGUAGAUUUUUGAUAGGUUUGUAAUUCUCUGAUUGUUUUGAAACAGUCAGAUUUGUAAUUUUCUGAAUUUUUUUUGAAACAGUAAAAGCGAUUGUAUGUUUAGGUAUCUGAGUGAUAUCAUGAUGUUAUUUCUUUGUUGAUUAGGUUGAAUUUCGAUCUCUGUUACUAGGUUGAAUAUUAUGUUUAGGAUUUCUCUGAUGGUUUUCUAUGAUUUGAUUAAGGUUUAUAUGAUUUGUGGAGGAUUAUUUUUUUUGGAAAUUGUAAAUCCAUUUGGUGUCUUAAACCUGAGUGUUUGAAGCUUAUGGUCUGUUGAUAUGACUGAAUUCAAUUUUAUGUUAUUAGUGAACUUGGAUCUGUUAUGAGAAACCUAAUUAAGGGUUUUUUUUAUCAGUUUCAAUGGUUUUCAAUUUGUUAUUUGCAGAUUUUAUUUUAUUUUCAAAUUAUUGGGUUUUAUGAUAUGCAAAUGUUAUUUUUUUGUCCAAUUGGGUUUCAUAAUCAUUUCGUUGUUUGCUGCUUCAUUCAUGUUUUUAAUUUUUAAAGAUUAUUAGUCUUCUUUGGGUAUCUUUUGAUCUGUUAGAUUGAUCACUUUUCCUUCACAUAAAAUUGAAAUGGGAAUGGACUUAUGCAGUUAUAGAAGCUUUUACUGAUCUGAUUCAACAUUACUUUUUUUAGUCCUUUUCCUAUAUUGAUUGUGAUGUAUGUAUGGUUUUAAUGAUCUCAUCAUAGUUAUAUUUAUUUUAUGGGUUCUUAUAUUGAAUUUUAUGUUAAUAUCUAUGUUCGGUGUAUCCUACUGCCCCUAUGGAUCAUAUGGCUGCUUCAAACAUCGAAGGACUAAGACUAGGAGAUCCCAUUGUACAGGGACAACUACUUAGAAUACGACUGCAGGAACGAGUGGCUCAGAACGGAAGGAUGCCAAUUGUCAUUGAUGAACAAUCUGGUGUACUUGUAGGAGAACAUGGAUCUCAUUUGUCCGGUGAAUGUGAUACGAUUCUUCAUGCUUUUGCUCCUUUGGGAUACAAGUCAUGGACAAAAAUUCCUCUCCAAGAUAAGGAGACGUUUAUCGAACAAUUAAAGGAUAAUUUCAUACUAGACACCUCCGUACCAUCUGUUAAGAGAUGCCUGAAUUAUCGUAUGUCAAAGGGAUAUGCCAGCUUUAAGCAGGAGAUGCUGAUGCAUUUUAGAAACCAUGCAACUAUUGAAGAAGCACGUGGCAAUCCUUUUGGAACAUCUUACCAGCAAAUUGGUCAAGUUUGUGUGACAUCUUUGCUAUGGAGAGUACAGAGAAUAUUAAGAUCAAAUUCAACUGAGGAGGAAGUGCAAGGAACUGAGAAUGUUGGGAGAAAUGAUAGAGAUGUUGAGAACAUGACAAUCAAGGAAUUUAGGCAAAUAUUAAUAGCAGAACGUCAAAGACAGAAGGAAGAGCGUGAAAAUUUGAUACGUCAGAAUGAAGGAUUAAGAUAG
Molecule: messenger RNA, 1781 nt
Organism: Papaver somniferum (opium poppy)
Lineage: Eukaryota; Viridiplantae; Streptophyta; Magnoliopsida; Ranunculales; Papaveraceae
Exons: 4
Coding region: 1119-1781 (220 amino acids)
Source: RefSeq, a predicted model, not a curated record